GGGUGACAUCACCGCCGCCGCCGAGCACCGAGCGCUUCGGGCGGGCGGCGGAGGCUGCGGGUCCAGGCUCUGCUGCCGCUGCCCCCCCCGCCCUGUUCCUCCCCCUUCCCCACCCCCCGGCGGCCUUUCUGCUUCUUGAUUUUUUUUUCUUUUUCCUCCUCUUUUUCUCUCUCCUCCCGCCGCCCGCGGAGCUCGCUCAGCCCCUCCGCGACAUCCCGCAUGAUUGUCCCCAAGGACCGAGGAGAACCCACGGUUCCCUGAGCCCCUCAACCAUCUCAGGGUGUCAGGAGGCACCCGCCAAGCCCACGGAGAAGAGCAGGGCAGAGCUCUUGUCGAGUCAAUGAGAGACCUGCUCAAGUCUAGCGUGCUGGGAAGCAAGCACGGCAGCCUGAUGUCAUGGCGCCCGCAGUACCGCAGCUCCAAGUUUCGAAACGUCUAUGGGAAGGUGGCGAGCCGGGAGCACUGCUUCGACGGCAUCCCCAUCACCAAGAAUGUCCACGACAACCACUUCUGCGCUGUCAAUGCCCGCUUCCUUGCCAUCGUGACAGAGAGUGCCGGCGGCGGCUCCUUCCUUGUCAUCCCCCUCGAGCAGACAGGCCGAAUCGAACCCAACUACCCCAAAGUCUGUGGUCACCAGGGCAACGUGCUGGACAUCAAGUGGAAUCCCUUCAUUGAGAACAUCAUUGCAUCAUGCUCCGAAGACACCUCGGUUCGGAUCUGGGAGAUCCCCGAGGGCGGUCUGAAGAGGAACAUGACGGAGGCAGUGCUGGAGCUGUAUGGGCACAGCCGGCGUGUCGGCCUCGUUGAGUGGCAUCCCACCACCAACAACAUCCUCUUCAGUGCUGGCUACGACUAUAAGGUCCUCAUCUGGAACCUGGACAUCGGGGAGCCAGUGAAGAUGAUCGAUUGCCACACGGACGUCAUCCUCUGCAUGUCCUUCAACAUGGACGGCAGCCUCCUGGCCACCACCUGCAAGGACAAGAAGCUGCGGGUGGUAGAGCCGCGCUCGGGCAGGGUCCUGCAGGAGGCGAGCUGCAAGAACCACCGCGUCAACCGUGUGGUGUUCCUGGGCAGCACGAAGCGGCUGCUGACGACGGGGGUGUCGCGCUGGAACACACGGCAGAUCGCUCUCUGGGACCAGGAAGAUCUGUCCAUGCCCCUGAUAGAGGAGGAGAUCGAUGGACUCUCGGGUCUCCUCUUCCCAUUCUACGAUGCUGACACACACAUGCUGUACCUGGCUGGCAAGGGCGACGGCAACAUUCGUUACUACGAGAUCGGCUCGGAAAAGCCCUACUUGAGUUACCUGAUGGAGUUUCGCUCCCCAGCUCCGCAAAAAGGACUGGGGGUGAUGCCGAAGCAUGGGCUGGAUGUGUCAGCCUGCGAGGUCUUUCGGUUCUACAAGCUCGUGACCCUCAAGGGGCUGAUUGAACCCAUCUCCAUGAUCGUACCCAGGAGGUCAGAAACGUACCAGGAGGACAUUUACCCCAUGACGCCGGGCACAGAGCCGGCCCUGACGCCCGAUGAGUGGCUGAGCGGGGUGAACAGAGAUCCCAUCCUGAUGUCACUGAAGGAGGGCUACAAGAAGACAUCCAAAAUUGUCUUUAAGGCACCGGUGAGGGAGAAGAAGAGCGUCGUGGUUAAUGGCAUAGACCUGCUGGAGAAUGUGCCGCCCCGGACGGAGAACGAGCUCCUUCGGAUGUUCUUCCGACAGCAGGAUGAGAUCCGGCGGCUGAAGGACGAGCUCUCGCAGAAAGACAUACGAAUCCGGCAGCUGCAUCUGGAGUUGAAAAACCUGCGUAACAGCCCGAAGAAUAAUUAACUUCCAGGGACAUUUUAUAAAUAAACUUUCUUUGUUUAUACUCGCUCUUUAAUUUUAUUGUAUCCACUUACACAGAAUAUGAGCCAGAAGCCAAGUGACCUGCCAAGAGCCCACUCGCUAACUGGAAACACGUCCUUCUCGUCUCGUCUAGCGCUAAAACCAUGAUAACCGACAGCUACUGCAUGAGAGGCGGCUGGGGCAUCCUCUGUGCACCCCGGCGAUGGGCUUGGAGUAAGUAGCCAAGCCGGGUCCCCUCUGAUGGGACAACCUGGCAUGGAGGAGCUGCGGCAGCUGCUCCCCGGGAAAGCGUCAUGCUUCAUUGCUAUUAAUUUGUUUUUUUCCUAUGCAAAAAUGUGACAGUGGGUGCGGAACUGGGAAAGGGCUUAAUUCACAAGAGCUGCCUGGGCAGCAGCUCAGGACCUUCCCGUGGAGCUGCCGUGGCACUGGCAGGAGCAGCCGGUGACCAUCCCGGGCACAGCCCGGGUGGAGAUGCUCCACGUGUGUGUGUGUGCAUCCCUGCACACACCUACAGCCUGGUUUCCCAAACAGAGAGGGAUAUUUGCUCCCUCCACCUCAGUGCAGAGGGACAUGUCCUCCUGGCGCUGGGACACCCACAGGGAGGGGGACGAUCCACCUGCUCGCCCCAGGGAUGGACCCCACAGGCACUCGAUGGGUUCGGUAUAUAUGUACAAUCAUGUUGGGUUUUUUUGUGGAUUAGGCCUGUAGCACAGGGAACAACACCAAAUACUGCUAGUUCACCUAUAUGUAUAUAUAUAUAUUUUCACUAAAUCGAGUUGCUGAACUGCCCAGCACUCCCUGUGCAACAGUUUCCCCUCUCUGUUAAUUUACCUUACGCACCCACUGCUGCCUCCCCCUUUACCUUACAUGUGCUGUCAUUGCCUCUUAUUUAUGCUACCAUGGAAUAGUGAUGAAAUAAAAUGUUUUCAAGAUACCAAAA
Messenger RNA from Columba livia (rock pigeon), 2777 nucleotides. RefSeq names its product coronin 2B (gene CORO2B). The record is from RefSeq and is a predicted model, not a curated record. The transcript has 14 exons. Bases 341 to 1819 code for a protein of 492 amino acids. NCBI's taxonomy places the organism in Eukaryota, Metazoa, Chordata, Aves, Columbiformes, Columbidae. Gene Ontology annotation, molecular function: actin filament binding.